AUAAACAGCAGUCACACGUCUGGCAUCACUGGAGUUAAUGUGUUCCUGUUGGAGCGACUGUCAGGGGGAGGCUGGCAGACAGGGAGUUGAAUCGUGAGUUUUGAUUGAGGAGAGUUGACUUUUCUCUCUGGAGGUAGCCAAAACAGGGUCAUGUUGCAGCGGUGCAUUUUUAAGAGACUUCUCCCACAACAGUAUUCUUUAGGGAAUCAAGAAACCACUAAAAGUGUGCUGUCGGCUUGGCUCCCCUCUGCGCUGCUGGGUGGACACAGAGCUGCUGGGAGCAAAUCAGGUGUUCCAGAUGUGAGGGAGCGGACUCUUAUUGCUGUGAAGCCAGACGGGGUUCAGCGUCGUCUUGUUGGACAAAUAAUUCAGAGGUUUGAGCAGCGGGGUUUCAAGCUGGUUGGCCUGAAAAUGUUGCAGGUAUCUGAUGAUCUGCUGUCUCAGCACUACUGUGAGCUGAGGACUAAGCCUUUCUAUCCCAGGCUGCUGGAAUACAUGACCUCCGGACCUGUUGUUGUCAUGGUGUGGGAAGGGCACAAAGUAGUCCAGGCCUCGCGUACAAUGGUGGGACAUACUAACCCAUUGGAGGCCCAGGCGGGCACUGUCAGAGGAGAUUUCAGCUUUCAUGUCAGCAGGAACGUGGUUCAUGCCAGUGAUUCUCUGGAGGGGGCACAGAGGGAGAUCCAGCUGUGGUUUCAGAAAAAGGAGCUCCUGAACUGGGAUUGCUUUGACCAGAUCCUCACCUGUGAGGUGUAAAGACGCUGAGAGCCGGAUGUGAGAAUCAGUCAUCCUCGUCUGCUGCUCAAAGGUCUGUCGCCUGUGAUUGAAAAACCAUGAGGCAUAUUCUGUGUUCCUACGACUUAAUUUACCUCAGGAAGUGCACGUAAAGUCACACGUUUAAAAAAAAAAUAACAGCGAGAGAAAGAAAACACCAUUUGAAAACAUUGAAGAAAAUAUUUGACAUAUUUUAACAAAGCCAUGCUGUUAUAAUACCUAAUAAUAAGUAAGUAAUAAGAUGUUAUGUACUUAAAAAUAAAUAUAGUGGUGUUGUUUGGGUAGUGUAUCACACCCAAAAACGUUUUAGUGAAGUGAUUACUUGAACUAUGUCCUCAAUUACUUGUGUUAUCAUCCUACCUGACUGAUUGAGUAAAUUUGUGUUUCUGAAAUUGUGACGUAAUCCUCCUACCUCAAGUUAAAAUCAAAUAAUCUCUGUUUACAUUUGACCUCAGGUGAAUGUACAAUAUGCCCAUUCUGUCAGUGUUUAUCUGUACUGAAGGAACAUGAUGAUUUACCUCCGCCUGCUUUUAUUAAACAAUAAUGACAUCUUCA
Messenger RNA from Eleginops maclovinus (Patagonian blennie), 1329 nucleotides. It is a transcript of the gene nme4, whose product is annotated as NME/NM23 nucleoside diphosphate kinase 4. Gene Ontology annotation, molecular function: nucleoside diphosphate kinase activity. The record is from RefSeq and is a predicted model, not a curated record. Gene Ontology annotation, biological process: GTP biosynthetic process; CTP biosynthetic process; UTP biosynthetic process. The transcript is spliced from 5 exons. NCBI's taxonomy places the organism in Eukaryota, Metazoa, Chordata, Actinopteri, Perciformes, Eleginopidae. Bases 151 to 756 code for a protein of 201 amino acids.